AUGGAAACUACAAUGUCCAGACCAGUCCUCUCUCCAACCCGCAUCAAUGCUACAGCUUCUGAAACAUUCACAGUACUUCAGCAAAGGAUGAGAAUAGUUGAAGAACAGACCAGUUCUCUGAGGGAUGACCUAAUAAUGUUGGACUUUGGUGACAAAAGGGGCCAGCUGGAAACUCCAGAAUGUUUAGAACAACCUGUGAGCCAGAACAUCACUAGACCUAUCCAGAAUGAGAUAAUUUGUUCAGGAAAAACAAAUAUUUUGUGGAAGAACUGUGAGUUCCUGGUCAAUCGAAUGUGCCGUCUGGAAAGUCUCAUCCAGUCCUUGAAGAUGAACAUCUUCCGUCUGCAAACUGAAAAGGAUUUGAACCCACAGAAAACAGAUUUUCUGAAGGAAAGACUGAAUGCAAUACAGGAGGAGCAUUCCAAGGACCUCAAGCUGUUGCAACUGGAAGUGAUGAAUUUGCGCCAGCAACUGCGAGAUGUAAAAGAGGAGGAAGACAAAGCACAAGAUGAGGUGCAGAGGUUGACUGCGACUCUGGAGAUUGCCUCUGAGACAAAGAAGAAUGCAGCUAUUAUUGAAGAGGAACUGAAGACCACAAAACGUAAAAUGAACCUUAAAAUUCAAGAGCUAAGGAGACAACUGUCCCAGGAGAAGCACCUACGGGAAUCUCUUGAGAAAUCUGGAUCAGCCUUGCUACUGAGAAUACAAGAAAUGGAAGCAACAGUGGAGGUGGAACGGAAACAGGUGCAAAUUUUGCAGGAGAACUGCAUUGCCCUACGCAGUUCUAUUCAGACCACCCAGGAACUACUGGCACAGGAGCAGCAACAGAAAGGAGAGUUGGAAACUGCUUCCUCACAACUCAAGUCUGACCUAGUUUCUAGAGACGACAUCAUUUCCAAGUUGGUUGAAGAAAAUAAGAAUAUACAGAUGUCUUUCAAUAAGGAACAUGAAGGAAAUGCAUAUUUGAGGUCUGAAAUAGUAUCUCUUCAUGAAGCAUCAGAAAAAGCACAGAUUUUGAAUGACCAACUGACCAGAAAGUGUUCAGAAUUGAGCAGCAUGCUUCAGACUGUUAAAAUGGAAAAUAGCAGAAUCAUUGCUGACCACCAAGCCAUUCUGCAGAAGGAACAGAAAAUGAUGACACAGACAUUUCAAGAACAAAACUUACUGCUGGAUGCAGCCCAUGCCAGUAUCACAAGUGAGCUACAGACUGUUCAGAAUGAAAAAACACAACUCCAAGUGCAUCUGGACCAUUUAAUCCUUGAGCAUAACCAAUGUAUCCAGAAAGCACAAGAGGCUGAGAAGAGGGCAACAGUCCAGAAAGAGCUGCUAGAAUCCACUAUUGCAAGAUUGCGAGGUGACCUGGAAGCAUCAAUGCAAGAGAAGAAGUCUCUGCUAGAGGAGAAAGACAGACUUCAGAAAGAGGUUAAUAAAACAGAGAAAGAAGUAGCAGAAGAAAAAUGCAACUUGGAAAAAGAAUUAGCUAAAAGCAAGGUAGACAUAAAUGCAUUAACCUGCAACAUGCAGACUCUAGAGGAAAAGAAUAAACAACUGACAGAUAAGAUUGCUUCCCUGGAACUUGAGCAAGCAUCUUCUGAUUACCAUUGGCUUGCCCAACAACAGGUGGAAAACGUCUUGGGAAAAAUUACUGACAGUAAAAAUAAACUGGCCUAUGAAAAGGGAAAACUUCAGGUGAAAUCCCUUCUUGAAAAGAGUGAAGCGGAGCUUUCACAAGCAGUGAAGGGUCGUGCUGCAGCCCUGAAAGAGAGUCAGAAGUUGAAAGGGGACCUUGAAACUCUGGAGGACAGGGAGAACAAGAAGGUGGGAAACUUUCAGCGACAACUGGCAGAAGCCAAAGAAGACAACUGCAAAGUGACAAUCAUGUUGGAGAAUGUGUUGGCUUCUCACAGUAAGAUGCAAGGUGCUCUGGAAAAAGUGCAGAUAGAGCUUGGCCGGAGGGAUUCAGAGAUUGCAGGCCUCAAGAAAGAAAGGGCUCUAAAUCAACAGCGGGUACAGAAGCUGGAAGCAGAAGUGGACCAGUGGCAGGCCAGAAUGCUUGUCGUGGAUGCCCAGCACAACAGUGAGAUGGAACCUCUGCAAAAAGCUCUAGAUGUAGCUAGAGAAGACAACAGAAAACUGGCUAUGAGCCUGGAGCAAGCUCUCCAGACAAAUAAUCACCUACAAACAAAGCUUGACCAUGUUCAAGAGAAAUUGGAAAGCAAAGAAAUUGAGCGACAGAAUUUGGAAACCUUUAAAGAACGGAUGAGUGAAGAAUCCAAAAUAGAAGCAGAAUUGCAUGCUGAACGCAUAGAUGCUCUAAGAAAGCAGUUUCAAAUUGAGAGAGAAACUGCCAAGAAGGCAGCACAGCGGGAGGUGACUGAGAUGAAGAAAGCCCUUGAUGAAGCCAACUUCAGAUCAGUGGAAGUGUCCCGGACUAACCGAGAGCUCCGGCAGAAAGUUACAGAGCUGGAAAAGCUACUGAACAGCAGCAAGGAGAAAAUAAAGAAUCAAAGGGCCCAAAUUAAGCUCCACUUGUCCGCCAAGGCGAAUAAUACUCAGAACGUAGAGAGGAUGAAGCAAAUAGAAACAGAAUUGAGGCAAAUGGAGCUAAUUAAGGAUCAGUAUCAGAAAAAAAACUACGAACAGUCACUGAGUAUCCAGAAAUUUGUAUCUGAAAUGACUAACCUGCAGAAGGAGAUGCAGCUGUUGGCCAGGAGCCAGUAUGAUACCUCAGCACGGAAUAAACAGCAAGAGCUGCGCCUUGAGGCCGAGCGGAAGCUGAGGCAGGAGCUGGAGAAUCGGUGCCAGGAAUUGGAAGAAACUAUCAGACACCUAAAGAAAUGUAAAGAGGCGACGGAGAAUAAGCUGAAAGAAGCCAGUGUGGAAUCAGAGCAGAUAACAGCUAACCUAGAAGAAGCUCACCGCUGGUUUAAGUGCAGAUUUGACGGUCUACAACUUGAGCUGACCAAAAACCGGUUGCAGAGGCUUCCCCGGGAAGACAAGUGGCAGGAAGAGGACCAAGAUAAAAGGCACAACAGCAUGUCAAACCAGUCUGCUCUGCAUCGAUGGGAGAAUAAACGAAAUAGACUUGUGCCCAAGAAGUGCCACUCUGAACAAGAGAGAAAGUGA
Messenger RNA from Budorcas taxicolor (takin), 3126 nucleotides. RefSeq names its product coiled-coil domain containing 150 (gene CCDC150). The transcript is spliced from 25 exons. The record is from RefSeq and is a predicted model, not a curated record. Lineage: Eukaryota; Metazoa; Chordata; Mammalia; Artiodactyla; Bovidae. Bases 1 to 3126 code for a protein of 1041 amino acids.